AGCCACCUUCCCUCCUCGCUUCUGGCUCCGCGUCCCAGCCCAGCUCUGCGGCAGGCAGGAGGAGCAGCCAGAUAGUGACUCCAGAGUUCCCGGCUGUCGCCAGGCCUCCCGGAGUGGCGCCGACUCUCCCGCCGGCCGGACGCCGGACCCUGCGCCAGAGCCGCAGCCACCUGCUCCGAGUCCCCGGACGAGCACAACCAUGCGCCCCACUCUGGCGCUCUCCGCGCUGCUCUUGCUGCAGCUGCUGUUACUGUCGACUCCAUCUCUCUCCCAGGAUAAUGGAAAUAAGACUGACACAUCUGGUAUAACUAGCAUUGACCAGAACCAAGACAAACCAGCGACAAACCAGCCAAGCAGUGCUACAUCAUCUAAAAGCUUAGUCCAAUCUCCGACACCGACAUCUAUUUCAACCUCCACCCCAGACCCCAAGGCCACUCAAAGCAGUAACAGUUCAGUUACAACUCCCAGUGACUCCACCACUGAUGUGACAAGCUCUUCCACUAGCACUGUCCCCACUACUACUAGCAGUGGGCAGACAGUCCCCUCUGGAGGCAAGAGCAGUGACAAAAUUACCACAGCCCUACCAACCACUUUGGGACCAGUCAACGCCUCUUCUCAACCUACUGACCUGAAUACCUCGACAAAGCUUCCUUCUACCCCCACAACAAACAGCACAGCAAGCCCUCACCAGCCUGUGAACCACACUGAGGGACAGCACACCACUGUUCAGAGCAGCUCUGCUUCUGUGUCCAGCAUUGACAAUGCUACGCUGUCGUGGAUACCUACUACACCCAAACCGAUAGGUACCUCUGAAGGCACUCAGCCCAGCGCUAUCCCGACGCCAGGCAUCACCACACCGGUCUCCACACCACUACAGCCUACGGGGUCUCCAGGGGGAACUAAGUCGGUGCCUACAACCGAAGAAUUCACACACUCCACUUCUAGUUGGACUCCAGUGGUCUCUCAAGGGCCGAGCACACCCUCACCCUCUUCCACCUGGACCUCUGGGAGUUACAAGCUAAAAUGUGAUCCUGCCAUAAAGCCCCACGAGGAACUCCUCAUUCUGAACCUCACAAGAGACAGCUUUUGUAAGGGGAGCCCUCCGAAUGAAAGAUUCUUGGAACUGCUGUGUCACUCAGCCAAAGCGUCCUUCAAGCCAGCUGAGGACUCGUGUGCUGUGGAGCUGGCCCCCAUUCUAGACAACCAGGCGGUGGCAGUGAAGAGAAUCGUUAUUGAGACGAAGCUUUCUCCUAAGGCUGUGUUUGAACUGCUGAAGGACAAAUGGGACGACCUGAGAGAGGUAAGAAGCUUUGCCCUGUACUGUCCUAAGCCCAGCGUCCUCUGGUAUAGGAGGUCCUUUGAUGGUAUAAGUAUACAGGAGAGGCACAUCCCAGUGGACAGGGUGGGCAGUAGGAUGGGGCAGCAGACACAGAAGAAGGGCUCCCAUUUGACUAGAGUGGGGACAGGAGGUCCGGACUCUGUUUUCUGCCACUUAAGUUCUGUGUCUCGGCAGGCUGGAGUCAGUGACAUGCGGCUGGGGAAGGAAGGACCUCCAGAAGUCAACGAGGACCGCUUCAGCCUUCCUCUCAUCAUCACCAUCGUCUGCAUGGCGUCCUUCCUGCUCCUCGUUGCUGCCCUCUACGGCUGCUGUCACCAGCGGAUCUCCCAGAGGAAGGACCAACAACGACUCACAGAGGAGCUGCAGACAGUAGAGAAUGGUUACCAUGACAACCCAACCUUGGAAGUGAUGGAGACGCCUUCUGAGAUGCAGGAGAAGAAGGUGGUCAACCUCAACGGGGAGCUGGGAGACAGUUGGAUCGUCCCUCUGGACAACUUGACCAAGGAGGACCUAGAUGAGGAAGAAGAUACACACCUCUGAUCAGUCUGCCAGCCACUCCGACCGCACCGCAGCGCUCUCGACCACCCAAAGUGCCAUUCGGACGGGGGCGGGGGGGGGAGGGGACUUCCCACCUGAAGACAGAAAGAUUGGGGAGGGAGAAUGGACGCCGAGGGUUGUCUCCCUCCUCCCCAUCCCCACAAGGCCUUAAUUUUCCCUUUCGAGUUCAACGAAGUCACAUUCUGUCCAGUUUCCUCAUGUAAAAAAAACCUACUUGUGCCUGAGCCCAGAGCCGCUGGAAGGCAGGAAGGUGGAGAACGCCAUGCGAGAGGCUCUGGCGCUCCUCCAGGAAUGGCACCCACCCAUCUCAUAAGUAAGAUGACCAAGGCCUUAAGAGGUCAGGUAACCCACACAGGGCCACACGGCCAUUUGGUGACAAGGGUGGUUUCCCUCGGUCUGGUGCUUCGUUGCAUCAAGACUACUGUGUUCAUCUGUGUCCAUCCCCCAAGGCACAAGACACUCGAGCCGGCAGGCUAGAAAGAAAACCAAUCCUCUAUGGUCUCAAGGACAGGCCCCAAAUUUCCAUCUCCUCUAACACAGCCUCUGCCAGCUUGUUGAAUCCCGCUUCCUGUGAGUCAGUCUUUAGUCCCACUGUCUCCCAGGGCAGGGCUUUGAACCUCUUGGGAAGAUUUCCUUGCCUUUGCUUAGCGGGAUUGGGACCUAACUCACAGGCCUCACUAUCUAAUGGAGUCUGCCUAAGGGGUGGGUGGGCAGGCAGAGGAAAAGGAAGCUCAGGCUGGGAUGGCUUCCUCAUGGCAGCUGCUUCUGUACUGACACUGGCCUAUCAUCCAAGGCACUCCCUAGAAGACACUCCCCCCAAUGUCCUCUGGCCUUCUGCUCCCUCUAGGAACAAAUCUGCAGUAGCUACUGAAAGCAAGAUGUUCCUCUUUUCCUUGUUCACUGCUCAGCUGAGGGGGUGACUCCUCAAAUCCGAGUGUCACAGAGCAGCUGUCUAGGGACAAACAUGUCCUGGGGUUCUGACCGGUCCUUAAUUGGUUCCUGAUUGGCAAAUGUGUCUCAGUAGACAAUCGAUCGAACCUACCUGGCAUUAUUCCACAGGAAGCUCAGGGGCUUUUCAAGUUACCGAGAACUUGGGUGGUUGUGUUAUGGUGUGUGUUGUGUGUGUGUGCGUGUGUUGUGUGCAUGUGUGUGUGUUUAAUUCAGCUCCUAACUGCCAAAGGCCAAAGCUCAGAUCCUGGAGACUGUUAUCUCAUUUCAUUGGUUUGCACCCUCCUUUGCCAUGGAAAGAGGCCCAGAACAUGCAGUUUUAAGAUUCUUUUACCCAUUCUCCUAGCACGGAGCCAGGUUUUUGUUUCCGGUGUUCUUUGUAGCACCCCAGCUGUACCAUUUCUGGUGGCCUCUCAGGGAAACAAAACCAUGCCUAGGACCCAGCACAGGAGUUUCACAGGCCCAGCAGAGUCAAGCAGCCAUGUACAAGGCUGUCGAGGGCCCGGCAUAGCAAUGUUUCAUCUGGUUUUCUGAGAAAGGGGUGGGGGACCCUGUGUGGGGCUUUGAGUUAGGCCUAUGGUCUGGAUUGUUCUUGGGCAUAAAUCCCCAUGACUGACUGUCUGGUUUGAAGCAGCGUAUUUAGGGGAGCUAGGGGACAGACAGGUGUUGUCUGCCUAAUCCCAUUGUUAGAGCUGUCACUCUGAGAUAGGCUAAGGAGAAAGGCUGCCAGAAGUCAAGGAAGGCUCUCCGUGAGUUUCACAGGAGUUGAAAAAGAACGCUAACAAGAACUCACAACCCCUUGGCCUGCAUCUCUCAGAUUUGCAGGGGAGGGUGGGGAGCAGUGCCAAUUUGGGGGGAAAUUAGGUUCUGUCCUGAGAGGCAGCCAGCACUCCUUCUCCUUUGCUACAGUCAAUGGGUAAGGCCAUGACAGACAGCACAUGCGCUCUCUGCAAACGGGUCAGAUUAUAACCCUACAGCCUGUCAGAUAUGGCUUAACAUUAGACAACAGAUACUGUGUCUGAGCUGUUGGAAUAGCUCUGCCCAGGGUAAGCCCAUGGAAACUCUGCCCAGGCUGGCCCAGUGUCCCUUCCUGUGCACUCAAAUUGUGUAGCGUUUCCGUACAGCUUGAGAAUGUGGCCUUCACCACUCUUAACCACUGGGACAUCUGUUCCACAAGACAUGCUGCUAGCGUCUAUAAAAGUUAUCUUCCUGUGUCUAUUACUGGGUUUUUAGAGCUGUCUGUGAGUUCAGAAUCUCAGGCCCAGUCUGAGAGAAGGAAGCGGAGGGGACUUUAGAACCAGCUGUACCAAAGAGAAAUCAGAACUUCACAUUGCAGGGGCAAAAUGGCUUCCCCCAGCUGCAAAACCCAAGGGCCUGAUGGUUGGCUGAACAAAGCCAGCCGCUCUUGUGCUGCCUGCCGUGUGAAUGGCGAGGGAAGCAGCUGAGCACAGGGCACAGAGCAGUCUGCUUGGCCGAGCAGGAUCCAGACUCAUUUAGGACACUCACGCUCUCUAUCUUCCUGAUAGAGAGAACCAGCAGGUGUUUUACUGUUUUGUUUGGUUUUUGUUGUUUUGUUUUGUUUUGUUUUGUUUUUUGCCUACUUUUUGGACAACACACUGGUGAAACUUUGAAGAGUAAGUUGAAGUUGACAAGACCUAUGCACGUUUUUGACAAUGUAAAUACAAGAGCCACAUGUUUAUUUUACCCUGUACUGCUUCCAGAGGGUAAACUUUGGGAAAGACUUGAUAGCUAAGCCUCCCACCCCCCAUUUUCUGAAUAAGAAUGUAAAUGUCUAUUUAGUAGAAAUGACUUUUUUAAAGAACUGAAGAACAUAACAAGACAGGCUGGUAACACGAGAAUUUGCCUUGUAAAUAGGGGAUUUAAAAUUUUAAAAUACUGUCCUUGUCCUCCCCAGCCAAGUCUCCAUCCUGCUGCAGUUCGGGCUGGAGUUUAGCAUGGUCUGUGAUGGUCACGGGGGAAAUUUAGGAGAUACAGUCUUUCUACAAGAAAACACAUCUGAAGCCACAAAGAAUCUCCCGAGGGCCAGAGACAAGAUGAAAACAUGCAUCCCAGACUGCCCGCCCUGUGCUGCAUGUUUCUCAAGAACAGGGAAUUAAGGACUACAGCUCCCAGGUACAAGGUUAAUACAGGAUACCAUCAGUCCUUCCUCAUAAUAACCCUGGAAGGGCUAGGAGGACACAAGGGACACAAACAGCCAUGUGCUGGGCUCUGGAAUCACAUGGUCCAGAUAUCAAUAAACAUUUUGGGGACUUGUUUUUUUUUUCCUGUCAGGAAAUAAUUUUGAAAAGUUCCUGAGGAAUGUCCAGUAGAAUGAGGAUCAAAGGGACUAGCAUAGAUGAAGGUAGAGAGGGAGAAGCCCUGUAGUGCAGCCUGUGUCACUGUCAGUCAUAUGAUGCUUCCCUCUCAGGUCUGCGAAAAAUCCACCACUGAGCUGGGAUCACUGUUUCAUGGGGUUUUUCUGCUUCUUUGUGAAUGCCAACCAGCUUGCCCAGGAGAUUGGGGGAGUGUAUGUGGUAGUGGACAGGGGUCUAAAGUACACUGGAAUUUAUCGAGAGACUAUAGUUAACUAUUACAUUUUCUUAUAAAGUAUAUUUUGGAAAAUCGUACACUGUCAAUUAAAAUGCUUUUGUGUAAGCUG
This is a messenger RNA of Rattus rattus (black rat), 5504 nucleotides long. RefSeq names its product podocalyxin like (gene Podxl). Gene Ontology annotation, biological process: positive regulation of cell-cell adhesion mediated by integrin; regulation of microvillus assembly; negative regulation of cell-cell adhesion. The coding region runs from base 200 to 1879 and encodes 559 amino acids. The record is from RefSeq and is a predicted model, not a curated record. Gene Ontology annotation, cellular component: apical plasma membrane; microvillus membrane. Lineage: Eukaryota; Metazoa; Chordata; Mammalia; Rodentia; Muridae. The transcript is spliced from 7 exons.